AUGUUUAUUGGUUUAUGUGGAACUAUCUGUGCUGGCAAGCAUACUGUCGCGAAGUUCCUUGUCGAGACAUACGGGUUUCAAAUACUGCGACUAGCCGCUCCCACGCCUACUCCGAUAGCUAAGGAAGAUGGUAGCUCUGCCACUGAUACCGUAGUUACGAACUUCCCAGGCAAUGGAAACCUCACGUUUCCAACGGUCGAGGAGUUGCUCGACUAUGUGACGGAAAGAUGGCAGGAAAAGUUCGUUACGACGGAUGUACUAAAUGAAGACAUGCUGGAUAUCCUAUUGAAAAGGCCAUUCUUUAUCCUUGUCAGUGUGGAUGCGCCUAUUGUGGUGCGCUGGAAACGUUAUAUUGAAAAAUGCAAAACAUAUAACCCACCUCUACCCACCCCGACCCUCGAAACAUUUGUCGAAAAGGCAGAUAAGCACAUGUUCGACCCCCAAACCGGUCUAAUCCCUCUAUUCGUUCGCGCUACCUUACACCUUCUAAACUCAUUCACAUCCAUCGACACCUUCUACGAAAACCUGAGAUCAAUAGAUUUGGUCGACGAAACACGGUUACGACCUACUUGGGAUGCAUAUUUUAUGCAAUUGGCGAAUCUGGCAGCUCAAAGGAGUAAUUGUAUGAAACGACGGGUUGGAUGUGUUUUGGUUAGGGAGAAGAGGGUUAUUAGUACCGGGUAUAAUGGUACACCCAGGGGACUAACGAAUUGCAAUGAUGGGGGGUGUUCCAGAUGUAAUAGUGCGUCUGCGGGGGGUUCGGGUUUGUCGACAUGCCUAUGUCUACACGCCGAGGAGAAUGCAUUGCUAGAGGCAGGGAGAGAAAGAAUUGGGAAGGGAUCAAUAUUAUAUUGUGAUACUUGCCCGUGUUUAACGUGCAGUGUCAAAAUCGCACAGGUCGGAAUAUCAGAGGUAGUUUAUAGCCAAGCUUAUAGUAUGGAUAAUAAGACGGCAGACGUUUUAUCGGAAGGUGGCGUGAAGCUCAGGCAAUUUUCGCCACCUCGGGAGGGCAUUGUGCUACACGGUCAGGGCAGUGAUAUAUAA
This is a messenger RNA of Orbilia oligospora ATCC 24927, 1044 nucleotides long. RefSeq lists its product as uncharacterized. NCBI's taxonomy places the organism in Eukaryota, Fungi, Ascomycota, Orbiliomycetes, Orbiliales, Orbiliaceae. The transcript has 7 exons. The coding region runs from base 1 to 1044 and encodes 347 amino acids. The record is from RefSeq and is a predicted model, not a curated record. Gene Ontology annotation, molecular function: hydrolase activity; zinc ion binding.